Parnassius mnemosyne (clouded apollo) is the source of this 453-nucleotide messenger RNA. Lineage: Eukaryota; Metazoa; Arthropoda; Insecta; Lepidoptera; Papilionidae. The record is from the annotation of a GenBank genome assembly.
AUGAAUCAUAUUGAGAUGCCUGCAAUGGGUGGAACUACAGCAACUAUAGAUGCUGCUAAGAGAAGACAGCUUCCUGCAUGGAUAAGAGAAGGUUUAGAAAAAAUGGAAAGAGAAAAACAGAAGGCCAUGGAAAGGGAACAAGAAAAAAAAGCAAGAGAGGAAGCAGAGAAAGAAAAGAAGAGAUUAGAAGAAGAAGAAUUAGAAAGAAUGAAAGCAGAAGCCAGUGGACAACCAAUGUUACCAGCUAAGAGCAAAUUUGACUCAGAUUCUGAAAAUGAAGAUGGAAACAAGGAAGAACAGCCUCUACCUGAAUCAGAGCAGAGUAUUCAGGAAGAAAAGGAACCUGAGGAAGAAGUACCUGCUGUGAAAAUAGAACCUGAAGAAAAACCAACCUUGGUCAAGAAAAGUAAGGAGGAAAUUAUGCAGGAAGUUGUAAGUGUUUUAUUUAUUUAA